This is a messenger RNA of Lactuca virosa, 2345 nucleotides long. NCBI's taxonomy places the organism in Eukaryota, Viridiplantae, Streptophyta, Magnoliopsida, Asterales, Asteraceae. The record is from the annotation of a GenBank genome assembly.
CCCGCCCAAAACGCCGACCAAGUAAUUCCACACGUUUAUUUAAAUGUAUUAAUUUUUCCACUAUUUGUGUGGCCAAUUUUCUGCGACUCGGUGAAAAGAGGAUCAAAAUGAGUACAUACUGCGCACGUUAGCUGAUACCACCCUCUCCCUUUCCGCCACGUCACUCAACCAUACAACGCAUUUAUCCAAAACAGUAGUCAGUUUCUUAACGGCGCAAGUUAUCGGAAUUUGCUCUCUUCUCUUUCAUCGAAGCUCCGCCGUCGACAAGUCCACCGGAAAGUUUUGUUAUACAAUUAAUUCGUCGAAAUCUCGCUCAGAUCUCACUUAGUGUUGGUGAUCAGAACCCAUAUUUCUUGUGCAGGAUCUAAGUCUACAUUCCGUCUUGCUUUCUAGGAUAUUUCAUUUCUUUUUGUGUCUUCAAUCUCUCAAUAAUGGCUACAACUGGUUCUUUGCUGUUUUCUCGGGAAUUGGGGAUCAAUAGAAGUUCUGUAUAUAACAGCCGACCUAAGGGGAAGAGAUAUAAGGGACACACUCAAAUUUUUGCUGCUGGUAUUUCGUCCCAUACCUCGCUACAAGAGGCUUGGAGUGUACAUCUUUUAACCUUACGGAAGUCAAUAAAACCAACACCAACUAGGUGUAACAUUUUAGUUUGUCGAUCUCUUUUCUCACCAAAUGGCGGAAACCAGAUUCCUUUAUUAAAAACAGCUGCUACAGUAUUAACAAGGUCAUAUGAAGCUUUUCAUGGCCGAUCUCUUGUAGUGCAAUUGAUUCCAGCUGUUGGAGUUAUUGCUUUUGCUGCAUGGGGUCUUGGACCUCUAAUGCGUGUCUGCAGGAUCCUUUUUCUGCAGAAGAGUGAUAAUAGUUGGAACAAGAGUAAAGAAUAUCAAGUGAUGACAUCGUAUGUUCAACCUUUGUUGCUGUGGGGUGGUGCAGUACUUAUAUGCAGAAUCCUGGAACCAGUUAUCCUACCUUCUGCAUCAAGCCAAGCUGUGAAACAAAGGCUUUUGAAUUUUGUACGUUCAUUAUCAACAGUAUUGGCAUUUGCAUACUGCUUAUCAAGCUUAAUACAACAAACACAAAAAUUCUUUGCGGAGAAUAAAGAUCCUAGUGACGCAAGAAAUAUGGGUUAUGAAUUUGCGGGAAAAGCUGUUUAUUCUGCAGUGUGGGUUGCAUCUAUUUCAUUAUUCAUGGAAUUACUCGGUUUCUCCACUCAGAAGUGGGUGACAGCUGGAGGUCUUGGUACUGUAUUGCUUACACUUGCAGGCCGUGAGAUAUUUACUAAUUUUCUUUCAAGUGUCAUAAUCCACGCAACAAGACCUUUCGUACUAAAUGAAUGGAUUCAAACAAAAAUCCAGGGGUAUGAAGUCUCUGGUACAGUUGAGCAUGUGGGUUGGUGGUCCCCAACAGUGAUUAGAGGUGAUGAUCGUGAGGCCAUUCAUAUCCCAAAUCAUCAAUUUACAGUGAAUGUAGUGAGAAAUUUAAGCCAAAAAACUCAUUGGCGCAUCAAGACUCACCUUGCUAUCAGCCAUUUGGAUGUCAAUAAAAUUAACAACAUUGUGGCUGAUAUGCGCAAGGUUUUGGCCAAAAAUCCUCAAGUGGAGCAGCAAAAGCUUCAUAGGCGAGUGUUUUUGGAUAAUGUUGACCGUGAAAACCAGGCUCUUUUGAUUAUGAUUUCUUGCUUUGUUAAAACAUCGCAUUUUGAAGAAUAUCUUUGUGUCAAGGAAGCAAUAAUGCUGGAUCUGCUAAGAGUAAUCAGCCACCACCGUGCCCGUCUGGCAACACCUAUUCGCACUGUACAAAGAAUCUACCGUGAUGCAGACCACGAUGACGUCCCAAUUUCCGACAUCUUCAGUCAUAACCGAGCCGCUGCUGCAAACCGUCCAUUCCUACUGAUCGAACCAUCUUACAAGAUCAACGGUGAAGAUAAAAGCAAGCCUUCAUCUCGACCCGGACCCACCACCAACCCCAACAUCGAAGAAAAAGACACCAAACCCAUCAUACCAGACCCAAUCACAGAUCCCAACCCAAAACCCUCAAACGUGGGACCCAGUCCCAUUGGGUCAGGUGGUGGUAAUAGUCCAAAACAGGAGGUUGAAAAGGCCAGGUCAGCAUUGGAAGAUAAUAUUGUGUUAGGUGUGGCUUUAGAGGGUUCCAAAAGGAUGCUGCCUAUUGAGGAGGAUGAGAUGGGACCCCCUGCACCAUCAUCAUCAUCACCGGAGUCGAAGGAAUUGGCUAGCUGUUUAAAUGGGGGUGGUGCACCGCCUAGCAAAGACCAGAAAAAUGAUGCGGGUAGCGUGGGUCCAGGUACCAGUACCACAUCAUCAAAUGAACAAGAAAAGAGGUGA